Molecule: messenger RNA, 588 nt
Organism: Daucus carota subsp. sativus
Lineage: Eukaryota; Viridiplantae; Streptophyta; Magnoliopsida; Apiales; Apiaceae
Product: calcium-binding protein KRP1
Exons: 1
Coding region: 160-516 (118 amino acids)
Molecular function (GO): calcium ion binding
Source: RefSeq, a predicted model, not a curated record
UACAGUUGUCUUUCCCUAUGCUCACCUCUUUCCCGGAAGCCCAUUACCACUUUCCUUUUCUACAAAUCCCCUAUAUAUACAUGUAUCUAUCUCCUACAAUAAUCAUUCAGUCUCACUUCUAUCUGCAAUACAUACAAGUCUUCUUAUUCUAUAUAUAUAAUGGCAGCAACAAACAGUGCAUUCCAGUUUGAAGAUUCGUUGCCGAUCAUGGCUGAGAAGCUCGGUGGGGAUGGUUUGAUUGGCGAAUUAUGUAAUGGGUUUCAGUUAUUAAUGGACGUUGACAAAAGGGUCAUCACUUUCGACAGCCUCAAGCGAAACGCCGCCGUUUUGGGCUUACAAGACUUCAAGGAUGAGGAUUUGAUGAGUAUGUUGAAAGAAGGUGAUUUUGACGGGGAUGGUGCUUUGAAUCAGAUGGAGUUUUGUGUUCUUAUGUUUAGAUUAAGCCCUGAGUUGAUGGAGCAGUCUCAGUUUUUAUUAGAAGAUGCUCUUCAACAAGAAUUUAAUCAAUUUGUUUGAGCUUGUAAGAUUCUUUGUAUUUCAUGUUCAUAAUAUUGUAAUUUAUAUAAAAAAUUCUUGAGGUUUAUGGAA